AUGGAGGACGAGAUCGGCGAACGAACGCCGGCGCUCGGCGGCUCGGGCACCGGCGGUGGCGGCGGCGGCGGACUAUCGGUUCGCGCGCACAGCUCAUCGCCACGCCGUGUGCCGCUGUUCGAGCGCGCCUCGGCCCGCUGGUGGAAUCCGCAAUUCCGAAGCGCGACACUCGAAGCGCAAUACUGGAAGUGCAGUUUCAGUCAGCUGCGCGAUCGAUUCCGUUCGGGUCUCGUCUACAUCGCGCUCGUCAUUCUCGCGUGGUCUGUUUAUUUGGCGCUCUUCGAUCGGAGUUCUAUUCAACAUUGGGUCGUUUCGACAUGCCUCAUCAUCGUCAUUCUUGCCAUGUACGCGUUCACCACAUGCGCGUCACAAUAUCAACGAUUCUACAUGCCUACAUCAUUUCUUUGCACAUUCCUCAUAUGUCUAGUCACGUUGGUCAUAUUCUCCGCCGAAUCUCAUGCCGCGUUCAUGACGCCCGUCGCCAGUCUUGCCACCAGUUUCCAGGUCGUCCUAUUGAUCUACACCGUCAUCCCGUUGCCCCUCUACCUCUGCCUCCUCAUUGGCACCGUUUAUUCGAUCCUCUACGAGAUUCUCAGUAAGAACAAGUUGGGUCUCGAAGAGAUCGGCUACAUCAAAGUAGUCCUCCACGCCGGCGUCCAUUUGCUCGGCGUGCACCUCUUCAUUCUGACGCAAGUCCGCCAACGCAAGACGUUCCUGAAAGUCGGCCAAUCGUUGUUGGCGAGAAAAGAUUUGGAAUUGGAGACGCAAUUCAAAGACCACAUGAUUCAGUCGGUGAUGCCGAAAAAGGUUGCCGACGAGCUUCUCAAAGACGCGUCCGAGUUGAGGCGACCCUCAGCGAGCAACGACUCGAAUUGUCGAACAUCGAACGCGACGCAAGUCGAGCAGCCAAUGUCGAUACCGAACUCGGUACCCGAGUACCGCAAAUUUCGGCCGUUCACAAUGAAUCUGAUGACGGACGUGUCGAUAUUGUUCGCCGACAUCGCCGGCUUCACGAAGAUGUCGUCGAACAAGUCGGCCGACGAGCUCGUCAAUCUCCUCAACGAUCUGUUCGGACGAUUCGACACGUUGUGUCGCAUUCGCGGCCUCGAGAAAAUAAGCACGCUCGGCGAUUGCUAUUAUUGCGUCGCCGGUUGUCCGGAGCCGUGCGACGAUCACGCGUGUCGCACCGUCGACAUGGGCCUCGACAUGAUCGUCGCGAUUCGACAAUUCGACAUUGAUCGCGGACAGGAGGUCAACAUGCGAGUCGGAAUCCAUACGGGAAAAGUCAUGUGCGGCAUGGUGGGGACCAAGAGGUUCAAAUUCGACGUGUUCUCGAACGACGUGACGCUUGCCAAUGAGAUGGAGUCAUCCGGAGAAGCUGGAAAGGUCCAUGUGUCGGCAUCGACCGCCGAGCUCAUCAAGGAUUUCUACAUUAUUGAUGAAGGGAAGGAUUAUGUGGGACCAUUGAAGAUGCAAGUUCAAGGAACUGAGCGACGAGUGGUCCCUGAAAGCAUGAAGACCUACUUUGUGAAAGGUCGAAUCAACGAGCAGAUCGACGAGCCGGCGGCGGUCGUCCACGAGGUCGAAUCAUUGCAGAGCCACAAGAGCCAUAAGAAGACGACGAUUAAGCAGAAGAUCGCCGAGAAGCUCAAAAUGAAUCACACGAACUCGUAUCCGAUUCGGACGGCGGUUCGCGAAGGCGGCGGAAGUUUGAGAAUCAAACUCGCCGAGCGCAAUCGAAGCACCCAAUUGCUGCCGAAAGAGAGCAACUCGAUUUGUGUGAUGGAGGACAAUCGGAAAAGCGCCUCGCUUCAGGCAUUGACGACGAGAAACUUCAACGGAAGCACCGACACGAACAACACCUACAGCGAUCGGGCGGAGAAGAAGUUCGCGCCGACGAACAGCGGAAGCAACAGCAUCAAGGGCAGUCGAAGUAGCGGAUUGCAGCUGUCGUUGCAGGACGGCAACUCGGACCUGAACUCGGUCGGCGGCCUCGACACGGCGAUAUCGCAUCAUCACAACGCCGCCUCGUUGACGCGCUUCGACACCGACAACAAUUUCGAUCAGCGGCUCGCGAUGGUGAUCAGUCAGGGCGACGGCGGGUUCGACAAAGGCUUCUGGGGCCAUCACGACUCGCUGAACAAAUGGACGUUGCGAUUCAAUGAGAAAUGCGUCGAGGACGAGUAUCGCGCGCAUUUCGUCGAUUCCGCCGAACGUCACGUCGGCAAGAAGACGCACGUCGAGAGGCAUCAGGAGCUCGUCGAGGAGAAGGACAACGAAGCGGCCGACUCGACGGUCAACAAGUAUCGCUACUCGGGCGUCUUCAUCGACAUCAUCGUCGCCGGCGCGCUAUUCUUGAUCGCCGACUCUGUCGCGUUCAUGGCGAUUCGGCCGGUCGCGCUCUCGCUGAUCGCCUACUCGCCAAUCGCCAUCACCAUCAUCAUUGUGACGAUCAUCGUGAUCGGAUUGCCGCAACUCCGUAGGCAGUCGGGAAUGCCGUGCGUCAAUCAAUGGAUGCCGCGCCAUCUCAUCGGACUCGUUCUCAUCCUGCUGCCCGUCGGCGUCGCCGCCUGCAUUAUGCCGUUGUGCCGCGACGACACGUGCACCUAUAUGGUGCUCAACGAGCGUCUCACGUUCAGCUACGUCGCCAUGUUGGCGUUGUUCGCCCACUGCAAUUUCUCGCAACUCGCCGCGUGGCCAAAAACCGCCGUCGCCGUCUUCGUCGGACUUCUCCAUUUGCUCGGCGUCUAUUAUUGUCAGAGCAGUUUGAGCAGCGCUCAGCCGGAGACUCUCGAUUAUUGUGAUGCGUCGGUGUUCAAGCCGGUCCGCAAGGGAGUCACGCCGAUGCUUGGCUUGAACGCCUCGUCGGCUCGCGCGAUGCCGCAAACGUUCGGAUCGCCGUUGUUCUUGUGGGAGCUUCUUCUCGACGUCGUCCUCUCAAUUGUGCUCGUCGCGUUCCUCAACUAUCAGUUCGAAGCCGCGUUCCGAAUGUCGUUCUUCGGCGAUGUUCAAGCGCGUCGCGACACGCAGCGCAUGCAGAUCGUUCGCGAUCAGGCCGACUGGCUGCUCAACAACGUCAUUCCGGCGCACGCCGUCGAGAGUUUGAAGACCGACACGAAGUACAGUGAGAAUCACGAGUCGACGGCGGUCUUGUUCGCCGCCAUCACCAACUGGAACGACAUGUACGAGGAGAACUUCGAGGGCGGUCGCGAGUUCCUCCGAGUCCUCAACGAGGUCAUCGGCGAUUUCGACGAGCUUCUCGAUCGGCCCGACUUCACGCAUAUUGAGAAGAUCAAGACGAUCGGAGCGGCCUAUAUGGCGGCUAGCGGUCUGAAUCCGGAGCGCAAGAAGAACAUGCAACAUCCGAAAGAGCAUUUGUACCAGAUGGUCGAGUUCGCGUUGGCCAUCCAGCAUGUGCUCAGCGUGUUCAAUGAAGAUUUGCUGAAUUUCGACUUCGUUUGCAAGCUGGGCCUCAACAUCGGCCCGGUGACCGCCGGUGUCAUCGGCACCACCAAGCUCUACUACGACAUUUGGGGCGACACAGUGAACAUCGCCAGUCGAAUGUACAGCACUGGCGUGCUGAAUCGUAUUCAAGUCUCCCAGCACACGCGCGACAUUCUUCUCGAUCGAUACGACUUUGAGUAUCGCGAUCACAUCGAAGUGAAAGGAAUCGACGGCGGAAUGGACACCUAUCUCUUGGUCGGACGAAAAGCCGACAAGAUUCCACCAGCGAUAGCGGAUAAGAAAGAGGAAGACGAGUUCUAA
Caenorhabditis bovis is the source of this 3765-nucleotide messenger RNA. Lineage: Eukaryota; Metazoa; Nematoda; Chromadorea; Rhabditida; Rhabditidae. The record is from the annotation of a GenBank genome assembly.